Linum tenue is the source of this 588-nucleotide messenger RNA. The record is from the annotation of a GenBank genome assembly. Lineage: Eukaryota; Viridiplantae; Streptophyta; Magnoliopsida; Malpighiales; Linaceae.
AUGGCAAACAACAAUGUCAGAAUCAUCCACUUCUCCGGCGAAGCAAUAGAAACCACUGUCACCAGCAGGGCCUCCGUCGUCGACAACUGGGUCCAAUCCAUUCCUGCAGGCCGGAAACUUAUCGUGGGCCUGGACUGUGAGUGGAGGCCCAACACCACCCCUUUGAUGAACAACAAGACAGCUCUGCUUCAGCUCUGCGUGGGAACCAAAUGCCUCAUCCUCCAGCUGUUCUACCUCGACUACAUUCCCCAGUCCCUCAAGGAUUUCCUCCGUGACCCGAAUCACACUUUCGUCGGCGUCGAGGUGGAGCGCGACGUCGCGAAACUCGGUGCUGAUUACGGGCUGAGCUGCACUUCUGUGGUUGAUGUUCGUGAGGUCACUCUGGCGAAAUGGCCGAAUAUAUUCUGGAGGAAACCUGGGCUGAAAGAUAUUGCUAAGAAAGUUGCUGGGAUUAGUAUGCCGAAGCCGAUGAAUGUGUGCAGGAGUGAUUGGCAGCAGAGGAUUCUUGAGGAGAAGCAGAUUGAGUAUGCUUGCAUUGAUGCUUUUGCUUCUUGUAGGACUGGUCAUGUUCUGCUUAAGGAUCGUUGA